GGAGACACGCUUUUGAGCUGCCUGGCCUUUUCAUUUUUUAUUUUUUUAAAUCAUCGUUCGGUCUUGGAAUCUCUGACCUUCUACAACAUCUUCCACUUUUACUCUCGUUAUAAUAAUCCAUAUUCUGUCAAAUCCAAAUCUAAUCAAUCCAAGGCUUGUCAGUAUAAAUCGGAGCCACUUACGCGUUUAUUAAUCAUCUCUCAUUCCACCCACCAAAGAUCUCGCGAUGAUGAGAAUCGAUGAUAACUCCGACACCGAGAGCGUCCAAAGUGACAAAGCCUCCUACAGUGGCCCUCUGGCCGGACCUCCCAACAAGAAGAGAUCCGCAAGAAAGAGUGCCAGAUUCAAUAUUCCUCCAGAGACCUCCCCCCAGUUGAAGACCAGCAGCGUUACUCGCCGUGAUGAUGAUGAUGCCUACGUGGAGAUCACUCUCGACAUUCUUGAUGACUCCAUUGCUGUUCACAGCGUCCAGGCUGCUGGUGGAGCAAAGGGCGAGGAUCCGGAGCUGGCCCUGCUGGCCAAGAAGACCCUCGAGAAGAAGUCCUCCUUAGGUUCCUCCGUCUUCCGCAACACCUCCUCUAGAAUCAAACAGGUCUCUCAGGAGCUCAAACGCUUCGCUUCCCUUUCAAGGCGGCCGUCUGCUAGACAUUUUGAUAGGACAAAGUCGGCUGUGACUCAUGCCUUGAAGGGACUCAAGUUCAUCACCACCAAGGCCGGCGGUGGUGCCGCUGGGUGGCCCGCCGUUGAGAAGCGAUUCGAUGAACUCACUGCUCCCACCAACGGCCAUCUUCACUUCUCCUUGUUCUGCGAAUGCAUUGGGAUGAAGGACUCCAAGGAAUUCGCCGGUGAGCUGUUCCAUGCACUUGCCCGGAGGCAUAAUAUAACGGGAGAUUCCAUUGAUAAGGCGCAGCUCAAGGCCUUCUGGGAGCAGAUCUCCGAUCAGGGUUUCGACUCCCGCCUCCAGACUUUCUUUGACAUGGUGGAUAAAAACGCUGACGGUAGAAUCACAGAGGAAGAAGUCGGAGAGAUUAUCAGUCUCAGUGCUUCUGCCAACAAGCUCUCCAAUAUUCAGAAACAAGCAAAUGAGUAUGCAGCAUUGAUCAUGGAAGAACUGGACCCAGAUAAUGUCGGAUACAUCAUGGUUCAGAACCUGGAAACUCUGCUGUUGCAAGCACCAAAUCAAUCAGUUAGAGUAGGAGAUAGUCGGAUUCUGAGCCAGCUGUUAAGCCAGAAGCUCAAGCCCACGCAAGAGAACAACCCAUUACGGAGAUGGUACCAGAAGACCAAGUACUUCAUCAUGGAUAACUGGCAGCGGCUCUGGGUUAUGAUGUUGUGGCUUGGAAUCGUGGCAAGCCUCUUCACAUACAAGUUUGUUCAGUAUCGCCAUAAGGCUGCUUACGAGGUGAUGGGAUAUUGUGUCUGCACUGCAAAAGGAGCAGCGGAGACCCUUAAGUUCAACAUGGCACUAAUUUUACUUCCAGUCUGCCGGAACACCAUCACCUGGCUGAGAAACAAGACCAAAUUAGGCAUUGUUGUUCCCUUUGACGAUAAUCUAAACUUCCACAAGGUCAUUGCAGUAGCAAUUGCUGUAGGGGUUGCACUACACGCUGGUGCUCAUCUAACAUGUGAUUUCCCAAGACUUAUUCACGCGACAGAAGAGGCGUACGAGCCCAUGGAACCCUACUUUGGCGAGGAGCAGCCUUCCGACAUCUGGUGGUUUUUGAAAGGAGUGGAAGGGGUGACUGGUAUUAUAAUCGUGGUCUUGAUGGCCAUAGCUUUCACACUAGCCACCCCUUGGUUUAGGCGGAAUAAGCUGAAUCUCCCCGUAACCCUUAAAAAACUCUCCGGGUUCAAUGCUUUCUGGUAUUCACACCAUCUUUUUGUCAUCGUCUACGUUCUCCUGAUCGUCCAUGGCAUUUACCUUUAUCUUACCAAGGAAUGGUAUAACAAAACGACAUGGAUGUACAUUGCAGUUCCAGUGGCCCUCUAUGCAUGUGAAAGGUUGAUUAGAGCUUUUAGAUCAACCAUCAAGCCUGUUAAGAUUCUAAAGGUUGCUGUUUAUCCAGGAAAUGUGUUGACAUUGCACAUGACAAAGCCCCAGGGCUUCAAAUACAGAAGUGGACAGUACAUGUUUGUCAACUGCUCAGCGGUUUCUCCCUUCGAAUGGCACCCAUUUUCUAUCACUUCAGCACCGGGAGAUGACUAUCUAAGUGUUCACAUUCGAACUCUUGGCGACUGGACACGACAAUUGAAAACUGUUUUCUCUGAGGUUUGCCUGCCUCCAACUGGUGGGAAAAGUGGGCUGCUCAGAGCCGAUUGCUCGCAAGAAGGAGACGGUCCUAACUUUCCGAAGAUCUUGAUAGACGGUCCAUAUGGAGCACCAGCACAAGACUACAAGAAAUACGACGUGGUGUUGCUGGUUGGGCUGGGAAUAGGUGCCACCCCCAUGAUCAGCAUAGUCAAGGACAUCAUCAGCAACAUGAAGACCAAGGACCAAGAAACGGAGGACAUACAAAUAACAGUUGAGACUACCCCGGAUCAUGACAAUGGCAACAGGAAGAAGAAGAACAAGAAAACUUUCAAGACCAAGAGAGCCUACUAUUAUUGGGUAACCAGGGAACAAGGUUCAUUCGAGUGGUUCAAAGGGAUAAUGAACGAGGUUGCGGAGAUGGAUGAGAAGGGUGUUAUAGAGCUGCACAACUACUGCACAAGCGUGUUUGAAGAAGGAGACGCCAGGUCUGCUCUCAUAACCAUGCUUCAGUCCCUCCAUCACGCCAAGAACGGCGUGGACGUGGUGUCAGGGACUCGUGUAAAAUCCCACUUUGCCAAACCCAACUGGCGACAAGUCUUCAAGAAGAUCGCUAUCCAGCAUCCUGAUAGUCGAGUUGGCGUUUUCUACUGCGGGGCACCGGCACUCACUAAGGAUCUACGGCAACUAGCUUUGGACUUCUCCCACAGAACCACCACCAAGUUCGAUUUUCACAAAGAGAAUUUUUAGACAACUCCCAUUUAGUGAAAGUGAGAAGAGGCCCACCAAUGAGGUGAUGGUUGGUGGCGUAACAUGGUCACCACUCACCAUUGCCCCCAUGUGAAAUAGUAAAGAUAUCAGUUUAACUUUUUUCCCUUUUUUUUUUUUUGUUUUCUCUAAUUUUUGGGUUUCUCUUUUUUCCCUCAGUGAACCAGUGCGCUCCAACUCGGAUCCCACUCUUCAAAUGAAGUGAGUGACACCGUUGUAUGUCGCAUGCUGUACGUGUUGUUAUUAUGGCCAAGAAUCAAUUGUUGGUUUCCUUUGGAAACAGAAA
Vitis vinifera (wine grape) is the source of this 3302-nucleotide messenger RNA. RefSeq names its product respiratory burst oxidase homolog protein D. The transcript has 12 exons. Gene Ontology annotation, cellular component: plasma membrane. The record is from RefSeq and is a predicted model, not a curated record. Gene Ontology annotation, molecular function: peroxidase activity; calcium ion binding; NAD(P)H oxidase H2O2-forming activity. Bases 227 to 2998 code for a protein of 923 amino acids. NCBI's taxonomy places the organism in Eukaryota, Viridiplantae, Streptophyta, Magnoliopsida, Vitales, Vitaceae.